Sycon ciliatum is the source of this 2944-nucleotide messenger RNA. RefSeq names its product multiple epidermal growth factor-like domains protein 11. The transcript is spliced from 12 exons. Gene Ontology annotation, cellular component: membrane. The record is from RefSeq and is a predicted model, not a curated record. Lineage: Eukaryota; Metazoa; Porifera; Calcarea; Leucosolenida; Sycettidae. Gene Ontology annotation, molecular function: G protein-coupled receptor activity; scavenger receptor activity. Bases 1 to 2247 code for a protein of 748 amino acids.
AUGGCCAUUGAAUAUCUCCAAGGACCACUCCUUUGCCAGUGUGAGCAGAGCUGCUCGCCGGCUGUGGUGCCCAAGGGCAGUACAUGCAAGCUUACAGCAGGUCAGUGUGUGUGCGAGAACGGCACUUGCGAUCCAGAUACCGGCGUCUGCUCGUGCAACGAUGGAUUCACUGGACCAACAUGUGACCAAGCCUGCACGGGUGGCACAUAUGGUGCCUACUGCUUGCUGUCCUGCAAUUGCCUUCACAACGGCACCUGUGAUGCGGCCACAGGAAAUUGCACAUGUCCUCCAGGGUACCGAGGUGACAGAUGUGCGGAAGAGUGUACAGAUGGAUUCUACGGAGCUGGAUGUGCAUCAAACUGUACAUGUGAAAGCAAGAUGGACGUGUGCAACCAUGUGACCGGAGAGUGCACAUGCCGUGCAGGGUACCAAGGACAGAGAUGCGACAGUACGUGUGCAAACGGUUCGUUUGGUGUAAUGUGCAACACGCAGUGCAACUGUAACACAUCCGUUGCCAGUUGCGACACCGUCGACGGGUCGUGUGAAUGCAAACCAGGUUACUUUGGCAACACGUGCGAGCAACAGUGCCCGGUGGGUACGUACGGGGCGCUGUGCAAGCAGACGUGCCGCUGCUCCAACAACGCCACCUGCCACCACCUCACCGGCGAGUGUCGGUGCACGCCCGGGUUCGAGGGCAGGACGUGUGACCACACGUGCGUUUCGGGUCUCCAUGGCGAGGGGUGCGGGGAGCAGUGCCAGUGCCGGAAUAAUGCCACGUGUAGACACACUGACGGCGCGUGUACUUGCCAGCCAGGAUGGACAGGCAAGAAUUGCUCUGAGCCGUGUGAGAGUGGUCGCUUUGGACAAGACUGCAUUAACACAUGCACAUGCCUCAACGAAGCCACAUGCAGCGCCACUACCGGUGCAUGCCAGUGCCCUAGCGGCUGGUAUGGAGCACGUUGCCAGUGGCAGUGCGCUAGCGGCACGUUCGGUCGUAACUGUGCCCAGAAGUGCAAAUGCGACCUCAGCAAGUCAACGUGUGACCGAUCGACCGGAGAAUGCAAGUGCUGGAUACCUGGUGUCACUGGAACGUUCUGCAAUACUACCUGUUCCCAAAUGACAUGGGGUAUUGACUGCCAACACACAUGCCAGUGUCAGAAGGGAAGUGACUGUGAUGCGUCCAACGGUGAAUGCACAUGUCCGGAGAAGACCAAUCUCAAAGGAGUCCAUUGUAAUAGUCCAUGCGAGGAUGGCAGCUGGUCUCCACCGGGCUGUGCAAGCAGCUGUGCAUGUGACAACAACGGAACAUGUCACCACGAGACUGGACAAUGCCUGUGCACACCUGGUUACAUCGGCGAUACAUGUCAAUCAAAGUGUCCUAGCGGUUACUAUGGUGAUGGCUGUCUUGGCAAGUGUCCUGACUGUGAUCCAGCAUUCAACAGUGGUUCGUGUAAUCAUGUGACAGGACAGUGUAACUGCAUUGACGGAAUGUCUCCUGUCCAUCUCUGCCGACAAGCAUGCCUGCCAGGAACGUUCGGCGAGAAAUGUUCACAGAAGUGUGACUGUGAUGGCAGAGAGAACACAAUGUCAUCGGACUGUGAUCCCACCAGUGGUCACUGCUAUUGUGUGGAAGGCUUCUCCGGACACCUGUGUACUGUGAAAGAUACUGGCAAUUCAUCUGCCGACCCCACUCUGAAGCGUGCCAGCUCCUCUGGCUCAGUAGCGACGGGUGUAGGGAUAACAGUUGCGCUACUUGCCAUUCUGCUUCUCGUCUUCGUUGCCCUGCUGGUGUAUCGCUAUCGCAAGCGCAAGGCAAAACUGCAGACUGACGGCUCACAGAUCCAGUACUUCUCCAAUAACCAGGUGAUCCACGCGGAAACGGAAGAGCCCUACGCGAUCCACAACAACACGACGAGACGUGACACUGCCCAGGAGUCACCGUACUCCACUAUCCCGCCUACCAACAACACCAAGCUGGAUCAGGCCGACCUAAUUGGUCUCAACAGUCCAUAUGUGGACAUGCAAGGCGGGAGCACUGCUGCUGCGGCAACCACCCAACGCAACCUGAUGCCUAGCCCACCGGACACGAGCGGGCGCCAUACACCUGCAGGCUAUGGCACUCUGGAUCCAGCCGUGGUGGCCAAGCAGCAAAUCCUGGAGGCUCAUGACAAUUCUGAACGCUUGCGAGAGGAGAUUCCCGAUGAGUAUGUCAGCCCAGCCAAGUUCAACUUGGCCACCAACCUGUGAAGUAGUCAGACAUUUUCUUAGUCAGCACAGUCAAAAUACCAGAAUACUGGCCUGUCGGAACUGAAUGGCCAGUACCAUGGAGACACCAUUGUGACUAUCCAGCGGCAUGGCUCCAGUUCUCAGCGUCGCCCACAUGCUACAUACACGCUUCACCAUGCCAGGUUAGCUGCCUUUACGACUAUCAGGCUGUUUUAUUUACUCGGAAAUCACUCUAUACACGUAUCGUUGAUAUUCGCAACCAAGCUAGACUCUGGGCCCUUGGUAAUCGCUACAUAUAAGUCAUUCAACGUAUCAGUCGUGCGUGCCCGCUGAGCACUGCCCCUGGACAUACAGUGGUGCCGUGCAGCUGCCAGCCCCCAACAAUGAUAUCUCCCGCUGCGCACUCCAUGCACUGAUCUCUUACGCUUGCGAUUUGCGACAUGCAAUGCAGUACUUGGCAGCAGCCAUUCUUCUUUGGGAGGCACUCGCAUUGUUCUCAGAUCCAGGUAACUUAGUGCACGUAGGUGGUACAUGUAGAUUAUACUUCCGAAAAAUUAUACUUUGAAUUAUUUAUAUUGAGCAUGAUCUGCAUUGAUGCAGUGAGCUGCUUGCAAGCCACAGUUGUAAAAUGGUUUCAAUCUGUAUAUCUAAUCUCUAUACUACAUGCAUGCCAGUUCAUAAACAAUUACAUGUACACGGCAUACCCGUAUGUGCUAUG